Cucumis melo (muskmelon) is the source of this 1324-nucleotide messenger RNA. Its product is annotated as protein TRACHEARY ELEMENT DIFFERENTIATION-RELATED 7A-like. The coding region runs from base 80 to 1078 and encodes 332 amino acids. Lineage: Eukaryota; Viridiplantae; Streptophyta; Magnoliopsida; Cucurbitales; Cucurbitaceae. The transcript is spliced from 2 exons. The record is from RefSeq and is a predicted model, not a curated record.
AAUCAUCUAUAUAAACCCACCAUUCUUCUAACCAUUUCCACAAGAUUAAUCUUCUAUUCUCCAUUUUCCGGUGAUCAUAAUGGAGAAAACACAAACAAUUUAUCUUCUCUUUUUAUCGCUUUUAUCCAUAGCUACAAUGUCACAUUGUCGGGUGUUGCUUCAUGUUGACACACAAUCUGACAUUGGCGGUCCUCAAAUGGUUAUCCCACCUCCUCCCCCGCACAAAGUUCCAGAAUCUGAUGUUGGUGGACCUCAAAUGGUCAUUCCACCCCCUCCACCACAUCAUCAUCUUAAUUCAGACGUUGGUGGCCCUCAAAUGGUCAUUCCACCACCUCCACCACAUAAAUUUCCACAAUCCGAUGUCGGCGGGCCUCAAAUGGUGAUUCCACCCCCUCCACCACACCAUCAUCUUGAUUCUGAUGUUGGUGGGCCUCAAAUGGUGAUUCCACCCCCUCCACCACACCAUCAUCUUGAUUCAGACAUUGGUGGCCCUCAAAUGGUCAUCCCACCACCUCCACCACAUAAAUUUCCACAAUCCGAUAUCGGUGGGCCUCAAAUGGUCAUUCCACCCCCUCCACCACACCAUCAUCUUGAUUCCGAUGUGGGCGGCCCUCAGAUGGUUAUUCCUCCUCCUCCACCACACCAUUAUCUUGAUUCUGAUGUUGGCGGUCCUCAAAUGGUUAUUCCUCCUCCUCCACCACACCAUCAUCUUGAUUCCGAUGUUGGCGGCCCUCAAAUGGUUAUUCCCCCUCCUCCACCACACCAUCAUCUUGAUUCUGAUGUGGGUGGCCCUCAGAUGGUCAUUCCCCCUCCUCCACCACACCAUCAUCUUGAUUCUGAUGUUGGCGGUCCUCAAAUGGUUAUUCCCCCUCCUCCACCACACCAUCAUCUUGAUUCUGAUGUUGGCGGCCCUCAAAUGGUUAUUCCCCCUCCUCCACCACACCAUCAUCUUGAUUCCGAUGUUGGCGGCCCUCAAAUGGUUAUUCCCCCUCCUCCACCACACCAUCAUCUUGAUUCCGAUAUUGGCGGCCCUCAAAUGAUUAUUCCCCCUCCUCCACCACAUCAUAUUCACCUUUAAUUGAACAUCAUCGACAACCCCCAAAUGGUCAACCCACCGCCUACUCCUCCACAUGUUCCAUCUAUAAAUUAAUGUUUAGUGAUAUCGUAACGAUAAUCCCCUACCACCCUUAAAGCAACUUUUAUUGCAUGAAAUUUGAUCACAACUCUAGGUGUGUGAUGCAUUUCUUGUCACUUUCCUUGAAAUAUUGAGUAUGAUAAGUUAAUAUUAAUAAUAAUACUUACUCUUAUAAAUAUUAAAUAUCCA